Colletotrichum tamarilloi is the source of this 171-nucleotide messenger RNA. RefSeq lists its product as uncharacterized. The transcript has a single exon. NCBI's taxonomy places the organism in Eukaryota, Fungi, Ascomycota, Sordariomycetes, Glomerellales, Glomerellaceae. The record is from RefSeq and is a predicted model, not a curated record. The coding region runs from base 1 to 171 and encodes 56 amino acids.
AUGCUGAUGCUGAUGCUGGUAGCGGUGCAGUGCAGCUCGGGUCCUGGAAAUUCCGUUCUAAGUGGUUCAAUACCGCAAGGUGCGUUACACUGGUCUCGAAGUGUGCUUGACGUGGGAUCGAUCGUUACAGUGACUGGCAAGUCUUGUCGACACAGCGACGAGUAUGGUUGA